Hibiscus syriacus is the source of this 1180-nucleotide messenger RNA. Its product is annotated as protein WVD2-like 5. The transcript is spliced from 9 exons. Gene Ontology annotation, molecular function: microtubule binding. The record is from RefSeq and is a predicted model, not a curated record. The coding region runs from base 277 to 1047 and encodes 256 amino acids. Lineage: Eukaryota; Viridiplantae; Streptophyta; Magnoliopsida; Malvales; Malvaceae.
AAAGAAGGGUCGAAUGACUAUGUGGAAAGCAGUGGAUUGAUUGAUUGAUUGAUUCUAAGGAAGGGCAAGCCGAAGAUAAAUUGAAGCAAUCCAAACCUCAUAAGAUUCAAGGCAAGACCAAGACUGAGAAGCCCUCUGAUCCUAAAAAUGUUUCUCCAGCUUUGGUGAAGAAAAGUAAAGAUGAAAAGAUUGCUAAGGAAAGGUUGACAGCUCCUAAUGGUGGUUCUGUUGCUGCAAAUUCUCGUAUGAAACAGCCUCUUAAAAGUAGAUCAUUGAAUGAAAGACAAGCUAACGGAUCCCAGCAUCCUGGAAAACCUGAUGCAGCCUUCUCUGAAGGCAAUAGAUACGGAGAAACCCAAGUUAAAGCCUCUGAAGAAAGAACCUCCAAAUAAAGCUGAAGGAGACACUGAGUUAUCAAGCCCCACAGCAGCUGAUGAUAAAGCUCAUAAGAUCGGUACUCUACCAAAUUAUGGUUUCAGUUUCAAGUGUGGCGAACGGACUGAAAAAAGAAAAGAGUUUUACUAUAAACUUGAGGAAAAGAUUCAUGCAAUGGAAGUAGAAAAGAGCAACUUUCAGGCCAAGUCUAAGGAAACUCAAGAGGCUGAGAUUAAGAUGUUUAGGAAGAUUUUGAACUUUAAAGCAACUCCGAUGCCAAGCUUCUAUCAGGAACCUCCACCUCCGACGUUGGAAUUAAAGAAGAUACCAACUACAAGAGCUAAAUCUCCAAAGCUUGGUCGGAUAAAAAGUUCCUCUACUUCAGAAAUUGAUGGUAACAGCAAUAACGUUCACCAAUCAGGCCGGCUAAGUUUGGAUGAGAAAGCAUCUCAGAGGAUAUCUGCCGAAGUAAUUUCUCAUGUUAAUGCAAAGAAGCCACAGAGGAAAUCACUUCCCAAACUGCCUUCUCAGAAGUUUACUUUGUCCAGUGCAAAGAAUGAAGAUCCGAAGCAUCCUAUCAGGAAAAGGCGACUGAAUCAGAAGCAACAACCGAGGGAAAGAAAGCCUCAACUAAAGAAACAAACGAGGAGAACACCACAUCAUCUGAUUUGACAAAUGAGGAAUUAUCUCCAGUCCAACAGCCGGAGGCAGUGUCGACUGCUGAUUCAGGUGGAAGUCGGCCUGAGAAGGAUCGAGGGCCGAUGAUUGGAGAGCAAGGGCAGCUGGGUUUGGAAUAAGAACCAAU